AUGGAUACUCGAACACGCGCCAGCUACAAUACGGAAAGCCAUCUCCGGACAUCCUAUGACGCCUGCUUUGACCUCGGAGAACAUGUACCAUUCAAUCCCAACCCCGCUGUUACUCAGAGCUCUCCUGCUAGACCCGCACGCUUCUUCUACAACUAUGCUAACACGUAUCUCCCUGUCUUCUCUUCUCGCGAUCCUCGUCUUGCGGACUAUCGUUCUCUACCCAUAUCACAAGGAUCUUACUCAAGUCCGCUACGGAAGUCGGGUGAGGUUUCCUCGACACCAACUCAGGGCGUCCGCGUCAACGACGAGCUUGCGUCGUCCCCAUCUCCUCUUACCAAGUAUCUCUCACCUGCAUACGAUGGCAUUUCCCCUCCCAUGGCUGGAUCUAGAACACCCUUUGAACGUCACUUUACUUCCUUUGCUUCGAACUUCGGGAAUCCUUGGACCUCCCCUGUUGACUGUUCCCCCGUGGACCGUGGGUCAAGGGCAACAGUUUCAUCAAGUCCUGGAUGUCUCUCCACUACAGCGUCUCCCGAGUCUCCCAAUCCUGCCGACUCUAGUGAACCGACUCCUUCGCCUCAAUCUUCUCAGACUCUGUUCUCUUCUCCUCUCACGGAAGUCUCCUCGCUUACUCAGCUAUCCUCUCCGCACCAUUCGGACAAGUUACCUUCCUCUAGCCGUCGAUCUAGGGCUGCGCGCAAAAGCUAUUUGGAGGAGGGUCACAGCGACGAUAACUCUUCUGAUUCUUCUUUCAAGCUUACUCCUCCGCACCAUCAAAAACGCCGCCGCGAUGAUUCUGCUGAUUCCCUAAAGUACUCUUCAUCUCGACGUCAAGGGAAACGUCGCCGAGUCUCAGGCCCGGCGGACAAGAACCACACUCGAAUGUCGCAACGUGGACGACCUUCAGCGACCAAAAGUUCUCAUACUUGCUCUUCGCCCCCAGUCAUCCAGCAACGCUCUUUUGGCUCGACUAUACCUGUGAAACCCGAGUACUCACUCUUUUAUAGACGUUUUCCUGUUAGCCCCUACUAUAAAUGCGAGGGAGACGAUACCUUCGUCCUCAAGACUCGCCUGAAAUCUUUCGGCGGUGCGACGUAUAAUCAUCCUAAAGGAGUUCUUGACCUGUACACUCCGCGGUUUGUCAAAGGUAUCGGAGCCUCCAAAGUCGGUUUAUGUCCGAUUUGCUGCGAGCCCCAUCACCGAGGGGGCGACGGGCAGGAUGUUUGGCUUUCAACCAAAUUUUCUGCUUUCAAGUGGUCUGUCGUCGGUUCUGUGCCUAUGAGUCAAUGGCUGAUCGUAAACCAGAUACUAAACUUCAUGGAAUCACUAAGCUACCACAUGCAAUACGCGCAUGGAAUCUCGGCAACGUCUGCGCGACCAUUCUCGCCUCCGACAGAUUUUAGGACUGUCAAGAGGAGCGAGGCCAGCAAACGCGAAAAGACGUACAUUGAGGAAGGUAAAUGCCACAAGUGCAAAAAGUGGGUUCCUAUUGAAGGCGUUAAAGAUGUAGAGGUUAAGGUCAAAGAACUAUUCUGGUGGAAACAUGCUGCAGCUUGCCAUCAAGGGCAGCAUAUUGAGGGCGACGAUGACUACUUAAUCAAAGAUGACAUCUUCCAUGGUCUAAAACACCUUGCUGAGUCGUAA
This is a messenger RNA of Coniophora puteana RWD-64-598 SS2, 1644 nucleotides long. RefSeq lists its product as uncharacterized. NCBI's taxonomy places the organism in Eukaryota, Fungi, Basidiomycota, Agaricomycetes, Boletales, Coniophoraceae. The coding region runs from base 1 to 1644 and encodes 547 amino acids. The transcript is spliced from 8 exons. The record is from RefSeq and is a predicted model, not a curated record.